Molecule: messenger RNA, 5651 nt
Organism: Brienomyrus brachyistius
Lineage: Eukaryota; Metazoa; Chordata; Actinopteri; Osteoglossiformes; Mormyridae
Product: semaphorin-6D-like
Exons: 19
Coding region: 301-3543 (1080 amino acids)
Biological process (GO): axon guidance; neural crest cell migration; negative chemotaxis
Molecular function (GO): semaphorin receptor binding; chemorepellent activity
Source: RefSeq, a predicted model, not a curated record
CUCCGCUCCCCGGAGCGUCCAGAGACUGGCGGUAUACGGAUCGGCGGUUGCGAGCUUCGCGGAGCCAACCGAGGGGGGGAGUACGGACGCAAAUGUGCGCAAAUCCCACAGGAAACUACAACCACAAAAGAACGACAGAAGAAAACAAGCGGACUCCGUUACCCUGAAUCUGAGACUUUGACAACUAUUAAUCAUCGCAUCCCCAUAUCACUGGGAUUCCGGGAGAGGCGCGUCCCUUUGUUUGCCGUGAAGUAACAUCUGCUCCAUCUGUGGAAUAGAAAGUCGGCUUUCCGCGUCGUCAUGGGCCCCAGCGUCCGGCUCUUCCUCGCCGCACUGCUGCUGACGGCACCGCGGGCUGGAGUGGCCGGCUUCCCCGAGGACAGCGCGCCUAUCGACUCGGUGGACUACCACUACUCGAAGCAGUACCCUGUGUUCAGGGGUCGCCCCUCCGGCAACGAUUCUCAGCACAGGCUGGAUUUCCAGCUGAUGACAAAGAUCCAGGACACGCUGUUCAUCGCCGGCAGGGACCAGGUCUACCUGGUGAGUUUGCGGGAGAGCUACAGGAACGAGAUCAUCCCAUACCGGAAGUUAACGUGGAGGUCAGGACAGGCCGACCGGGAAAACUGCGCCAUGAAGGGGAAACACAGGGACGAAUGCCACAAUUUCAUCAAAGUGCUGGUCCCUCGGAAUGACGACUUGGUGUUCAUCUGCGGCACCAAUGGCUUUAACCCCAUGUGUCGGUACUAUAGGCUGGACAACCUGGAGUUUGACGGCGAGGAAAUCAGUGGCCUGGCGAGGUGCCCCUUUGACUCAAAGCAGACCAAUGUUGCCCUCUUUGCGGAGGGGAAACUGUACUCUGCUACUGUAGCAGACUUCCUGGCAAGCGACGCGGUGAUCUAUCGCAGCAUGGGGGAUGGAUCUGCCCUCAGGACCAUCAAGUACGACUCCAAGUGGCUAAAAGAGCCACACUUCCUGCACGCCGUGGAGUAUGGAGAGCACGUUUACUUCUUCUUCAGGGAGAUCGCGGUGGAGCACAGCAACCUCGGAAAGGCCGUGUAUUCCCGAGUGGCACGCAUCUGCAAGAACGACCUGGGUGGCUCUCAGAGAGUGCUGGAGAAGCACUGGACCUCGUUCGUCAAGGCACGCCUCAACUGCUCCGUCCCAGGGGAGUCUUUCUUCUACUUCGACGUCAUGCAGUCAGUGACAGACAUCAUCGACAUUAACGGGACACCAUCCAUUGUGGGGGUGUUCACCACGCAGCUGAACAGUAUCCCUGGCUCAGCCGUUUGCACAUUUUCAAUGGAGGACAUCGAGAAGGCCUUCAGGGGCAGAUUCAAAGAACAGAAAACCCCAGACUCAGUCUGGACAGCCGUCCCAGAGGAAAAGCUGCCAAGACCCAGGCCCGGCUGCUGUGCGGGGCAAGGCCUGGCCGAAGCCUACAAAACCUCCAUUGACUUCCCAGAUGAGACGCUGCUUUUCAUCAAAUCCCACCCACUGAUGGACUCUGCUGUCCCAUCCCUCGGCGAGGAGCCCUGGUUCACAAAGACCCGUGUCAGGUACAGGCUGAGUGCCAUAGCUGUAGACACGGCUGCUGGCCCCCACCAGAACUAUACAGUCGUUUUCAUCGGCUCCGAAGCCGGCGUGGUCCUCAAGGUCCUGGCCAAGACGACCCAGAACUCACUGAACGAGAGCGUGGUGCUGGAGGAGAUAGACGUCUUCAACCCAGCAAAGUGUGCCUCCAGCAAGGAGGAUGACCGGAGGGUCCUGUCGCUGCACCUGGACAGGGCAAGUCACGGCCUCUACGUGGCCUUCUCCAGCUGUGUGAUCCGGCUCCCCCUCAGCCGCUGCGAACGCCAUGGAAGCUGCCACAAGGCUUGCAUCACUUCCCGAGACCCUUACUGUGGAUGGAUGGCUCACGGCUCCUGCGAGAAGAUCCAGCCAGGCCAGCUGUCUGGAUAUGAGCAAGACGUGGACUACGGCAAUGGAGCAGGGCUGGCAGAUUGUCACGAGUUUUUGCCUACAACAUCUACGCCAGAUUACAAAUCAUUUGGCGACCCAACAUCUGACAUGGAGUUGCCAUCACCUUCAGUCACCACCCUGCCAUCUGGCCUCAUGUCAUCACCUCAAAUCACUGCCACUCAGAAACCUGAACUGUUUGGUUCAAGGAAGUCUGUGCUCCAAGAUGACCCAGCCACCUCACAUUCUUAUGAGUCUUUACCAGUUGUCCCAGAGGGUGUGUGGGAGGUUCAGUCUGGAGAGUCCAAUCACAUGGUGCACAUGAAUGUGCUGAUCACCUGUGUUCUCGCUGCCUUUUUGCUGGGAGCACUGAUCGCGGGAAUGGUGGUCUACUGCUACCGGGACGCCUUCCUACAGAAACCGAGGAAGAUUCACAAAGAUGCAGAGUCAGCCCAGUCCUGCACAGACUCUGGGGAGAGCUUUGCAAAGCUAAACGGCUUGUUCGACAGCCCAGUGAAGGAAUACCAGCCAAGUGUGGAGUCUCCAAAACUCUACACAAAUUUGCUGAGAAAUGGCAAGGAGCUUGUCUCCAAUGGUGACACGAAGACCAUUUUGAGCGGCCAGUGUCACCCACCAGAGCUGGCAGCCCUUCCUACACCAGAAUCAACACCCAUCCUUCCACAGAGGAAUCUGCAGCCAAUCCGGAAUCAGUGGGAAAAGGCUCAUGGCAAGUCCUGCUCUUCCCGCAGGGAGUCUCAGCCGAAGGGCCCCCAUUAUUUCUCCUCAAACGCACCUUCCCAGUCAGUACCACCACAUGCCCCGAUUCCCAGUGCUGUGGUUCUACCCAAUGCCACACAUGAAUACCGGGCUUCCUUCACCAAUGCUGAUACACCGCGGUCUGAAAUCAAAGUCCAUAAUGGAGAUCCACACACAAGUGGCAAGCACUGCAAAAGAGACUUGCGGCACUCGGUGGAUGCCCGAAACACCCUGAAUGACCUCCUGAAACAUCUGAACGAGAAUGGCGGCAGUGUCAGCCCCCAAGCCAUCCUUGUCGAAGGGCCAAAAUCCCGUCACCACAUGAUGCUGGACCCCAUGAGCGUAAAUGAAACCCCACCAAAAGUCCCCAGCAGAGAAGCUUCACUGUACUCACCUUCCUCAUCCCUGCCUAGGAACAGUCCAACGAAACGGAUGGAUGUGCCCACGACUCCGACAACACCCACAGGUCAAAUGAACACUUUAGAGAGACAGAGGGGCUUGCACAGGACCCCUUCACAGAGGCACUCAAUGUCAGCGCCUCCAAAAAGCCUUAACUCUCCCAAUGGGGUUGGCUUAUCACGCCAGCCCAGUAUGAACCGGGGGGGCUACAUGCCUCCUACUCCUCCUUCAAGACUUGACUCCCAUGGAGCACCUCUGGGGGGACACAACCAGCCUUCAGUAUCCCGGCAGAGUAGCUACAAUGGGCAUGACUCCCUACCCCGAAUGGGAGUCAAGAGGACACCUUCUUUCAAACCAGAUGUUCCCCCAAAACCCAAUGGGUUCCCCCAACAGACUGCACAAAUCCGGAUAGUGAACAAGUACAACUACUAAGAAGUGUGUACGGUUGGGUUUUGGUCUGGGGAGCCAACCGCGAGGCCUAAUGAAGGCCUCGGUCUGGUCAGGAGGCCUGGCUGACUGCACUCAGAGGGAAUUCAGCACAAGGGAAUAUCGGAAAUUGCUUAAGGAAGAUUCCUUGGGAUGUGUGAUGGUGAUGGUGGACAGAGCCAUUUACACCAGGGAAACUACUUUGAGACGAUCUGACUACCAUUCCAGCUCCAGUAAUGGGGGGGGGGGGACUUGAAGAACGGGUCCUGUCAUUUUCUACCACUGUCUUCCCAUUAAAUGUGAACAAAAUGUAUUUUGUGGGUGUAGAGACUUGGAGGAGCCCGGGGACAAACCCAUCCUGAAUUUCAAAACAAAAUACACCUGUAGUGGGUGGUAAAACGUGCAGUGGGGGGAACUGGAGAGCCUGUGGGCCAGCUGUAUCGACCUGGGGUGCGGAUAACAGUAUCUAUCGUGGUACACAACCAGAACAAUGCGGCACAGCUAUUCGAGCACUACUUCCCAAUGAAUAUGGGUAUCAGAUUCUCAGUGAACGUCCAGCGUUCUGCAGGGAUGAGUUUCAACUCACUGGAAGAUCAUUAAUCAUGCUCGCUGCUAUGGAUUUAAUCCCAAAUACAGUCUGUGUCCCCUGGACUUCAAAGUACCUCUGCCACUGAGAUCUGGUAGCAAAAGCCCCUCCCCAUCAUGAUUCAGUUGUGUGUGUGUGCACAUUUUGAGUACAGCAACAAGGGAAUGUAGAGGCUGAUCAGGCGUCACAGCGUGCCUGGGGCGCAAGGGAACAGUCACGCUAUGCGAGGUCCAGACAGAGCUGAACUGUGAUUUCCGGUGAAUUCUACAACCCAACCCCCAACGCCGAGGAACAUCUGUGCGCAGCUCAGUAUGCCAAAACGGGAAAAAAAAAGCUUUCACCCUUUUAUUGUUUGAGAACUCAUUUUUUCAUAAAUACUGCAAAACGUGGUUUGAGUUUCAAGAAACUGUUUUGAGAACUGAACCCUUUGAACGAUGAUUGUGCAAUCUCCUAAGAGUUCUAACAGUGCCCCGAGAAGUCAUGCCGGUAAUGACAGAACUGUAUAUACAGAACCCUGUUUUUUUUAAGCCGUUUCCCUGAAUCUGUGCAUUGUGUGCCUUAUUCAACACGUGUUGGUCCGUGGUUAAAACGUCAGCUCCUCAAAGGCUUCCUGUGUCUCGAGUUAGUUUUUGGAAUUCAGAGGCAGUGAGCUCUCAUAGUGGAGAGCUGGCGUGGAAAAUGGUGGCAGCUAGAAACAAGAGUUUGGUCAGGCACAAAACCCCCAAGGUAAAUCCCAGUCCCAAAAGAUAUCCCCACAGUUUCGGCAGGAUGUAAUUGACGUAUUAUGCAAUGUGUGCCCUUAACAGCCAAAUCACAGCAAGUAGAUUUUGCUCCAUGCUCCCUGUAGUCUGUUAUUGAUAUGGGAUUGUAAUGGAUCCCCACAGAGAUAUUACAGUAUGUCAGAGGUUACUUGCAAUACUUGCAUUUUCUAGCCAAAAACUGAACAGACAUUAGAAAUCAUCUAAUGAGUGUACUUAACUUCCUGUGUGUGCCUACACGCGCGUGUAUUUCCAGAUGGCCCUUGGGAAAUCCUCACACAAGAUUGGCUACAAUGGAGUUAUUUUUUUUUUUAAAUUGAGGCCAUGUAUUAUAUUUCCAAGAUACAGACACCACUAAUUUGCUUGCCUGUUUAAGCCCAAAGUUAUUUUGUGAACAAGCAUUGUGUGUAUUUAAAGAAUCACCUGUUCAACAAGACUGGAUGUUGCUACCUGCUAAUAACUUUCUCUAGCACAAAAGGAAAAUAUGUAAUCCAUUUUAAGGGCUCUGUAUGAGUCCAGCUACCCUGUAGAUUGCAGUAUGAACCCAGGCUUAUUGCAAUUGGACCUCCAAGUCUUUACAUUUCAGUCAAUGCUUUGUGUGAGAACAAACCAGACUGACUUAAUCUUUAAUACUGUGCACAUUAGUGGCCGAAAUAGUAUGUCCUAACGUGUAGAUAUUGUAAAACUUGUACUGUGAAUGUGUAAAUAGUUUUUGUUUUUUAUAUUUUAAAAAAAGCAUGUAUAGUCCAAAUAAACCAUUACUACCCAGA